Molecule: messenger RNA, 461 nt
Organism: Caenorhabditis sp. 36 PRJEB53466
Lineage: Eukaryota; Metazoa; Nematoda; Chromadorea; Rhabditida; Rhabditidae
Source: the annotation of a GenBank genome assembly
AUGUGGAGUCUGCUCAACACAACAAGAAGAGAAGGACAGAAGACAGAUGCUGAGGCUGUUGCUAAGCACUCGCUGCCCAGCCGCCACACUCGCUCUUCCCCGCUCACUCGAUCUUCCAUUCCUCUCUCUUGCUUUCGACCAACUCACCGCCGGCUCUUCUGCUUCGCUCGCGAUCCGACAAUGCCUGACGUGGUGAGAACAUUUUCAGCGUGACUGUAGGGUCAGGUGGAUAUUAUUGUUUCCUUUUUCAGACUACCACUCCCGAGAACGAAACCAAGGCUCCAGAGAAAAAGAAAACCGAAGAGAAGCCAUUGGUUCCUGAGGAGCAGGAAGAUGUCAAGCCAAUGUAUCGUCGUCAUCCGGCCGAUGAGAACCUUGACGCCGAGUACGAUUCCGAGGAGGAGUUCGAAGCCAUCUUCCAGGACAACUCGGACGUCGAAAAAGUCCCGGAAACUAAGUGA